CGGCUCCAGCGGUGCGGGGAUGGCCAGCGCCGGGAGAGCCCCCGGGCCGGGGCUGCCGUGAGUAGGGGGCUGCGGUGUCCCUGCGCCGGGAUGGAUGGCUGGGGGGCUCUCUGGCCGUCUCUGCUGGCUGCGUUCUCCCGGGGAUGCCCCUGGAGGACGGGGACCCGCCGAGGGGACAGCAGGUCAGCGGUGCGGCCAGCGGGGUCCCCCGGCUCAGGGGGAUGGGGGAGCCCUCGCUGCGGGGCACGGCACAGGCGAUGGCACAGCGCUGUGAGCCGGGGCCAGCCCGGGGCAGUGGGGACGUGCCCCCCGGGGCAGCCCCACGGCAGCCCGAGGAAGCCCUGAUGGCCGAGCUUUCCGAGCUGGUGCAGAGGGUGGUGAAGAGCAGCAGCUGGUGGGAGCGGCACGGCGUGGACAUCAGCAUCCUUGCCUGCAGCUUGCUGCUGCUGCCAGCAGGGUUCCUGUGCCUGCGGUCGUCCCAGGCCAUCCCUUUCCUGGCGGGUGUCCUCACCCUCGGCGUGGUGCAUCACACCCUGACUGUCAAGGGCAGCCACCUGGCCAGCCACAAUGCCUUGACUGAGUCCAAGUCCUGGAGCAAAGUGUGGGCUGUCUUCUUCAUUGAGCUCUGCUCAGCUUUCACAGUCGAGCAGGCCACGUACAACCAUGUGAAGAUCCACCACGGCUACACCAACAUCAUUGGGCUGGGGGACUCCAGCACGUGGAAGCUUCCUUUCCUGAACCGCUACGUCUACAUGUUCGUGGCUCCUCUCGCAGUGCCCAUCCUCACCCCUCUGGUGGCACUUGAUUUAUUGAGGAACGUGGAGUGGAAGGCGGCUCUCCGGACCCUCUGCUGCAUGUUUCUGGGGUUUUACUGCCACUACUGGCUCCUGCUCCAUGUCUCGGGCUUCCAGUCGCCAUGGUCUGCCCUGCUCUGCAUGCUGGUCACCCGCUCCCUGCUGGCCCACCCCUACAUCCAUGUCAACAUAUUCCAGCACAUUGGCCUCCCCAUGUUCGCGGCCGAGCGCAAACCCAAGCGGAUCCACCUCAUGAGCCUGGGUGUCCUCAACCUGCCCCGCAACGCCCUCCUCGACUGGUCCUUCGGCCACUCGCUCAUCAGCUGCCACGUGGAGCACCACCUCUUCCCCAGCCUCUCUGACAACAUGUGCCUGAAGAUCAAACCCGUCGUCUCCCAGUACCUGAAGCAGAAGAAGCUGCCCUACAACGAGGACAGCUACAGCUCCAGGCUCUGGCUGUUCCUGCAGAGAUACGAGGAGCUGAUGGUCCAUGCUCCCCCCAUAACGGAGCUGGUGGGCAUCCAGUGAGGACCACAGGGGCUGCAGCACCUGGGGGCUGUUUCCCACAGGGACAUUCGGAGGGAUGGUUUGUGCAGGAGCCAGCACCUCCAUGAAGUCGUGGUGUAGGAAACAUCCCUCCCUGAACUCUUGCUUUUGGCUAGGAAAUGGUGCACAGAGCCAUUGCAGGGGGAGAGCCGGGUGGUGCAACACCAGGGACACAAAAAUCGGGGUUCCCCACAGUUAUUCCCAGCCAGGGCUUACUUUUAUCCACUCUGCUUUGACACUUGGGGAGAGGAAAGCACCCCAUCCAUGGAGGAUGUGCCACCACGUCCAGGACAUCCAGACCUGAGAAGCACCAGGAUCUGCAGGAUGGAGCUGCAGCUGUUUGUUUGGGGUCUCAGGGAAGGGGUGGAUGUGGGAAGGGGGCUGUGUCACUGCUGCUUGUGCUUUGGGCUAAAUCAGCCCCUUCUAGGAACAAAGAUUUGUUUCAAAGACAAGUUCAGCCUUACC
Passer montanus (Eurasian tree sparrow) is the source of this 1805-nucleotide messenger RNA. RefSeq names its product fatty acid desaturase 6 (gene FADS6). NCBI's taxonomy places the organism in Eukaryota, Metazoa, Chordata, Aves, Passeriformes, Passeridae. The record is from RefSeq and is a predicted model, not a curated record. Gene Ontology annotation, cellular component: membrane. Gene Ontology annotation, biological process: lipid metabolic process. Gene Ontology annotation, molecular function: oxidoreductase activity, acting on paired donors, with oxidation of a pair of donors resulting in the reduction of molecular oxygen to two molecules of water. The transcript is spliced from 7 exons. The coding region runs from base 144 to 1322 and encodes 392 amino acids.